AUGCCGCUAGGAAACGAGGAUCGAAAUUACCUUGACGGGUUCCGCGUGGAAGCGUGCCCCCUCUUCAAACAACACCAAUGCCAACAACACAGACCGUACACCUGUUUCAACUGGCAUUUCGCGAAUCAGAGAAGAAGAAAACCGACGAGAAGACCUGAUGGAUCGUUCAAUUAUUCCCCCGAUAUCUACUGCGACAAAUACGACGAGAACACCGGCAUUUGCGCCGAUGGUGAUGGCUCGACCCCGUGCCCGGCAGCGAAAACCGCCGACGAGUGGCUCGACCCGGAACUGUGCGAGCAGGGCGACAAUUGCGGGUAUUGCCACACGAGAACCGAGCAGCAAUUCCACCCCGAGAUCUACAAGAGCACAAAGUGUAAUGAUAUGCUAGAGCACGGCUACUGCCCUCGAGCUGUCUUCUGCGCGUUUGCCCAUCACGACUCGGAGAUGCACGUCCAGAGGACCCCAUACGCCUACACCAGCCAAAAUUCACCGAAAGAACACGGCAGCCCGGACUAUCGACUUGGCUCCCCGGCCGCGCUGAAUGGCUCGACGAAUGGGCUGAAUUUGAAUGGAGGUUAUCAGAACAUGGUGAAAUCUCGGGCUCAAGCGAUACCAAAUGGUCGUCCCUUCUCGUCGAGUCGUGACGACUUGAUGUCGAGCAGCUACCCAAAGGCACCUGGAUUUGAGAGAGGACCACUUUCGCCCAACUGCCAAGCCGACCAGCGUAUCCGAACGUACUCGCUGAACAUUGGGACCCUGGAUAUGGCGAGAAGAGCCGCCAUGCUCUCCGGCCAGUGGGGAGCCACCCAGGGCGACACCGGCGGCCUGGCCAACGCCUCCAACCUGUGCAGAUCCGACUCCGGAUUCCAUGCGGUGUCGUCGACGAUGGAGGAGCUGAGCCUGGACUUGGCCCCCAUUGAUGAGCACCGGGACACCAACAAGUUUUCAGACAUCUUCAGCACGUCAUUGCCAUCCCCGAUGAACAUUGGCGGACCGGGGCGUGGCGACAACCCAAUCCAAGACUACGGCAUGACGAACGGCCAGGGAAGAGUUGAAGAGAAACUGGCUGAAGCCCAAAUCGCCGCCCAGACAUGGAAGAGCAACUGCGACUACUACAAGAUGGUGGCCGAGAAGGCGGCAUUCGAGAGGGAUCAACUGCUGCAACAAAUCGAACGCAUGCAAAUACAAGCAGGACCUGUUGGCCAGAACGUCGACUUCAGCUCACCGCCACCGCCGACUAGCAGUUACAAUCUGUUUGGGAACCCAACCGACGACGUGUGGAAGCCGCUCCCAGUGCCCGAUUCUCCACCCCAGAAUCAA
Mesorhabditis spiculigera is the source of this 1320-nucleotide messenger RNA. The record is from the annotation of a GenBank genome assembly. Lineage: Eukaryota; Metazoa; Nematoda; Chromadorea; Rhabditida; Rhabditidae.